Molecule: messenger RNA, 988 nt
Organism: Salvelinus namaycush (lake trout)
Lineage: Eukaryota; Metazoa; Chordata; Actinopteri; Salmoniformes; Salmonidae
Gene: atg10
Product: ATG10 autophagy related 10 homolog (S. cerevisiae)
Exons: 6
Coding region: 122-988 (288 amino acids)
Biological process (GO): macroautophagy; protein lipidation; protein modification by small protein conjugation
Cellular component (GO): intracellular anatomical structure
Molecular function (GO): Atg12 transferase activity
Source: RefSeq, a predicted model, not a curated record
UGUGCGAAACAUACAGUAACUCAAUGGUAAGGGAUCGUGGAAUUCAGUCAAUUUAGCAGAGGCCAAAUCUGAUUGGCUCUUUCCUCAUUCUCCAUCACGAGAUCCCGGAAGUUGCCCCGAGAUGAGUAGCUGUUUUCUGGAUGAGGAGACGUUCUGUCAGUGCUGUCAGCUUUUCCUCCAACACUCCCACUCCCUCUGUGACGGCUGGAGCUGGGAACAAGUGAAGGGUUCUGAGGAGGGCUACCUGAGGAAGACUGCACUGGGGACCGGCAGAACCAGAUGUAACCAGGACCAGCAAGGAACCAGUUCAGACCAGCACCAGGAGAGGACCUUCUCCCUCUCUUUCCAUAAUGAUGAUGAUGAUGAAGAUGAUGGCGCAGUGUGUUGUAUACAGGAGGAGAACAGUAGUAGCAGUGUCGUUCAGUAUGAAUACCAUAUCCUCUACUCCUGCAGCUACCAGACUCCUGUCCUCUACUUCAGAGCCUCAACCCUGGAGGGUAGGAGUUUGUGUCUCGAGGAGGUAUGGGACAGUGUUCAUCCUAACUACAGACAGAGACUACAGCACAGACCCUGGGACACCAUCACACAACAGGAACACCCGUUGCUAGGCCAGUCGUUCUUUGUGCUCCACCCCUGCAGGACAGAAGAGUUCAUGAAGCCUGUUCUAAAAGCUGCCCUGGAAGAACACCGACAGGUGAACUACAUUGUGACCUGGCUCAGUGUGGUGGGUCCUGUUGUGGGACUGGACGUUCCUCUGAGCUACUGUACACAGGUACCUGAACCCCCGCACACCCCCUCCAGCUCUCCCCAGCCCCCCUCCAGCUCUCCCCAGCCCCCCUCCAGCUCUCCCCAGCCCCCCUCCAGCUCUCCCCAGCCACCUUCCAGCUCUCCACAGCCCCCCUCCAGCUCUCCACAGCCCCCCUCCAGCUCUCCACAGCCCCCCUCCAGCUCUCCACAGCCCCCAGCCCUAGGGACAAAGCCAGGCUGA